Molecule: messenger RNA, 6428 nt
Organism: Cynocephalus volans (Philippine flying lemur)
Lineage: Eukaryota; Metazoa; Chordata; Mammalia; Dermoptera; Cynocephalidae
Gene: GPAM
Product: glycerol-3-phosphate acyltransferase, mitochondrial
Exons: 22
Coding region: 234-2723 (829 amino acids)
Biological process (GO): glycerol-3-phosphate metabolic process; phospholipid biosynthetic process; triglyceride biosynthetic process
Cellular component (GO): plasma membrane; mitochondrial membrane
Molecular function (GO): glycerol-3-phosphate O-acyltransferase activity
Source: RefSeq, a predicted model, not a curated record
CUGAGGCUUCAAGUGCGGGCAGAUGCCGCAGCUGGAGCCGGAGCUGCCCGGUGCUAGCAGCCAGGGCGGUGCGGGCUUCGGGAGGCUGCCCGGGCCGGGAGCGCCGGGACAGGCAGCAGCGGGCUCCCCCUGUUGUAUGGGCAUUCUGCACCCGAAACCAAUAGCUGAGUGCUGAAGUUUUAUAACACAGAACUUUCAUCCCAGCACAUGAUUUGGGAGUUACACUUUGUGACAUGGAUGAAUCUGCACUGACCCUUGGCACAAUAGAUGUUUCUUAUCUGCCGAAUUCAUCAGAAUACAGUGUUGGUCGAUGUAAGCAUGCAAGUGAGGAAUGGGAUGAGUGUGGUUUUAGACCUACUGUCUUCAGAUCUGCAACCUUAAAAUGGAAAGAAAGCCUCAUGAGCCGGAAAAGGCCAUUCGUUGGAAGAUGUUGUUAUUCCUGCACUCCCCAGAGCUGGGAUAAGUUUUUCAACCCCAGUAUUCCAUCUUUGGGUUUGCGGAAUGUUAUUUAUAUCAAUGAAACUCACACAAGGCACCGAGGAUGGCUUGCAAGACGCCUCUCUUAUGUUCUUUUUGUUCAUGAGCGAGAUGUCCAUAAGGGCAUGUUUGCCACCAAUGUGACUGAAAAUGUACUGAACAGCAGUAGAGUACAAGAGGCAAUUGCAGAAGUGGCUGCUGAGUUAAACCCUGAUGGUUCUGUCCAGCAGCAAUCAAAAGCCAUCAACAAGGUGAAAAAGAAAGCCAAAAGGAUCCUCCAAGAAAUGGUUGCCACUGUCUCACCGGCAAUAAUCAGAUUGACUGGGUGGGUGCUGCUAAAAUUGUUCAACAGCUUCUUUUGGAACAUUCAAAUUCACAAGGGUCAACUUGAAAUGGUUAAAGCUGCAACUGAGAUGAAUUUGCCGCUUAUAUUUCUUCCAGUUCAUAGAUCCCACAUUGACUAUCUGCUGCUCACUUUCAUUCUCUUCUGCCAUAACAUCAAAGCGCCAUACAUUGCUUCAGGCAAUAAUCUCAAUAUCCCGAUCUUCAGUACCUUGAUCCAUAAACUUGGGGGCUUUUUUAUUCGACGGAGGCUAGAUGAAACACCAGAUGGACGGAAAGAUAUUCUCUAUAGAGCUUUGCUCACUGGGCAUAUAGUUGAACUCCUUCAUCAGCAGCAAUUCUUGGAGAUUUUUCUGGAAGGCACACGAUCUAGGAGUGGAAAAACCUCCUGUGCUCGGGCUGGACUUUUGUCAGUUGUGGUCGAUACUCUGUCUACCAAUACCAUCCCGGACAUCUUGAUAAUACCUGUUGGAAUCUCAUAUGAUCGUAUUAUUGAAGGUCACUACAAUGGCGAGCAACUGGGCAAACCUAAGAAGAAUGAGAGCCUUUGGAGUGUAACAAGAGGUGUUAUUAGAAUGUUACGAAAAAAUUACGGGUGUGUCAGAGUGGAUUUUGCACAACCAUUUUCCUUAAAGGAAUAUUUAGAAAGCCAAAGUCAGAAACCUGUGUCUGCUCCACUUUCUCUGGAGCAAGCAUUAUUACCAGCUAUAAUUCCUUCAAGACCCAGUGAUGCUGCUGAUGACGGUACCGACACAUCCAUUAAUGAGUCCAGAAAUGCAGCAGAUGACGAAUCCUUCCGAAGAAGGUUGAUUGCAAAUCUGGCCGAACAUAUUCUAUUUACUGCUAGCAAAUCCUGUGCCAUUAUGUCAACACACAUUGUGGCUUGUCUGCUCCUCUACAGACACAGGCAGGGAAUUGAUCUCUCCACGUUGGUGGAAGACUUCUUUGUGAUGAAAGAGGAAGUCCUGGCUCGUGAUUUUGACCUGGGGUUCUCGGGAAAUUCAGAAGAUGUAGUUAUGCAUGCCAUACAGCUGCUGGGAAAUUGCAUUACAAUAACCCACACUAGCAGAAAUGAUGAGUUUUUUAUUACCCCCAGCACAACUGUCCCAGCAGUCUUUGAACUCAACUUCUACAGCAAUGGGGUACUCCAUGUCUUUAUCAUGGAGGCCAUCAUAGCCUGCAGCCUUUAUGCAGUUCUGAACAAGAGGGGCUCGGGAGGGACUGCCGGUGCCCCCGCCAACUUGAUCAGCCAGGAGCAGCUGGUACGGAAGGCUGCCAGCCUGUGCUAUCUGCUCUCCAAUGAAGGCACCAUCUCACUCCCCUGCCAGACAUUUUACCAAGUUUGCCAUGAAACAGUAGGAAGGUUUAUCCAGUAUGGCAUUCUUACAGUGGCAGAGCACGAAGACCAGGAAGAUAUAAGUCCGGGUGUUGCUGAGCAGCAGUGGGACAAGAAACUUCCUGAACCUUUGUCUUGGAGAAGUGAUGAGGAAGAUGAAGACAGUGAUUUUGGAGAGGAGCAGCGGGAUUGCUACCUGAAGGUGAGCCAGUCCAAGGAGCACCAGCAGUUCAUCACCUUCUUACAGAGUCUCCUGGGGCCUUUGCUGGAGGCCUACAGCUCCGCUGCUGUCUUUGUUCACAACUUCAGUGGUCCCGUUCCAGAACCUGAGUAUCUGCAAAAGUUGCACAAAUACCUAAUAACCAGAACAGAAAGAAAUGUCGCAGUGUAUGCCGAGAGUGCCACAUACUGUCUUGUGAAGAAUGCUGUGAAAAUGUUUAAGGAUAUUGGGGUUUUCAAAGAGACCAAGCAGAAGAGAGUAUCUGUUUUAGAACUAAGCAGCACUUUUCUACCUCAAUGCAACCGGCAGAAACUCUUAGAAUAUAUUCUGAGUUUUGUGGUGCUGUAGGUAACUCCUGGCACCUCUGGGAAGUGAAGGGCGUGAGAUGAGUCACUCAUAGGCUCCAGCCUCUGACUUGAGAGUUGAAAGUGCCGUCACGUGGUCAGGCCUGCCCCAUCCCAAGGUGGUCUCCCGGAAGUCAAGUGCCUUCUCCCCUCCACGGAUCUGUGAUCUUCCCAACCCUGAGAUGACACAGCAGCCUACAGAUAACACUCGGGGGACCCUCAGCUUCCAUUUGCAACUCAUAAUCAGUAGAUUACAAGAUGAAUUUCAAUAAAUUAUUUUGGAGUUUAUUAAAGAUUUCCAUUUUAAGUACAACUAUACAGACUAAUUACUGUGAUGGACACAGAAAUGUAGUUGUAUUCUAGAACUGAAUCUUGUAUGUGUAUACUAUACUUAAUGUCGUUGGGUAAAUUAUUGGUAUAUUUUCUGAUUAAUGGUUAAUGCUUCCCUUAAAAAUAAUUGAGUCAUUCAUUCACUGUUUUUCUGUUCUAUCUUUGUCGGUAGUAGCUAAAUUUUAAAUGAGAGCACCUUUCAUCCCAAAGUGCUUUCCUAAUGAAUGGGCUGAUAUGCAUCCUACCCAGGUAUCACUGUGCUGUCCUUUGCAGUCAGAUUUAGAAAGUGUUUUAAGAGCUAUGUGAAAAUAGGCAAUAUUAGUUUAGGUCAGGAAUUGAGAUACUGUGAUCAAACAGCAAACAUCAGGAAGUUAAUUUGACUGGCAAAAUCAAGGUAAACUUGGCCAGAAAACUGGCAUUGAAAACUUUUGCUCAGAUAAAAAAGUGCCAUUGAUUUUUACAUGACCAGCAAGUAUUUGGAAACUAGUCCUGUUUUAUGUCUGUAAUCCCUUUCACUCCUCAGGUGGUACCUGCCUCUCAGCGGUACAGCUGUAUCUUGGAAAUCCUCCAACCAAAUAGCCCCUGUCCUAACAUGAUUAGCUUGGUCUGACAGACUCUGUUAGCGUAUGGUGCUCGGGCUGCAGACUGCUAAUCCAGGGUUUUCCUGUCCUGAUCGUACACUGCACCCUGUCUAAGUGACUGGUACCCACUUGAGUUGUGCGGUAUACAACCUGUGCAACAUGUGGUGGCCCUACUGACUGGUACAUGGUGGAGGCGUUUAUGGAUUUUCAGCUUUGAGUAAAAACCAUGGUUCUCUAAAAAUUUAUAUGGAUUGUAUGCCUAAAUCCCAAUGCCACAUAGUGGCAAAUAAUUAUGAAAAAUUGUUCAAAAUAGAUAGGUGCCUUUUUUGUGAGCAGGGAGCAUAAUUGUUAAUUUGGAUAAUUAUGGUGAUUUCGUAAAAAUCAUGUAAAGUUAAAACAUUUUCUAACAGUUUACUGUCACUUAUCUCCAUGAUAUUAUGAAAUUAGAAAUUUGUCCUGGUGAGUGUUGCAUAGAUUCUUUGAAUGUAGUGUCGAAGUACUGAGAAUUAAGUUUGUACUUUUAUAGGCUUGGAUUUUAAACAUUAGUAGCAUCUCAUAAAUAAUGUAUGUGUUUUGGGAGAGUAAAGGAUACCGAUUGGUAUUUCAUGUUGUAUGAAAUGUCUUGUUUGAAACUCAUAGCAGUAAUGCUACGCUGUUGUGAUCCUCUUUUACUCUCAUCAAAUUCUGCAUUUAAAAUAUAUUUUUUCUUUGUCUUUAUAGGAACUCACAUACCAUUAAGUCAUUGUCAGUUGUAGCAGCUCUGUUGUGGAGUGAGAUAUUCACCUUUUAGCAUUCCAUUUUACUAACUAGGGUAGAAGAACACUUCUUUUCUUGACUACAUUUGGGGAAGUUUGGGGGAGUCCUGCUUAUUCCCUUGGGUGUUCCUUAUCUGGGGAAUCAGAUAUUUUACUAGUGUGUCUUUUUUUCAUCCAAUAAAUUGCAGACCCAAGAUUACUCAAACUCUCUGUUAAUUAGGGGGAAAGCCAAGGUUGGGACGGACUUCCCAGUAGAUACUGCUGCCCUGCCUGUCUCUUCUGCAAAGAGCUGCUACUUUGCCAGCCUGAGCAGAAAAACUAUGGCUUCUUUUGCUUUAUUUUCCCUUUUGGUUGGUUGGCUUUCUAGGAAUUCAGUCAGAUGCUUUGGAGAAUGCAAUGUAUGAUUUGCUAGCUCUCUCACCACUUAACUCACUGUGAGGAUAAAUAUGCAUGCUUUUUGUAAUUAACUGGUGCUUUGAAAACCUUUUUUAGGAAAGAAAAAUCUCAACCAAAGUUAUACUUAUCCAGACAAGCUGACUUGUUGCGUUAAUUUUAGCACAACCCAUUCUUCAGUGCCUCAUUAUUGGGGAAAAAUAUCACAUUUAAGGCUUCCAUAUAGCUCUGUUUUGCUAUAACAUAUAUUCUCAACAGUGGAUGGCUUCCAUGUAGGGUUAAACAUACUCUAGGUGCUUUUAUAUAAUUUAUUACAGUUUACUCUAUUGCAUUUCUGUACAACGAAAUGCAUGCCCUCCCGGGGAAGACUGUGAGUCCAGUUAAAAAAACAAACAAACACAAAAACCAAUAAGCAAUAUAAAACUGCACUCUGUUUUUUAAAAUGUGAAUGUCUUGAGUAAUUCAGAAGAGAGGAAGGAAUUUUGCUCUCUUAAAAUUUCAAGGAAAACAAAGGCAAAAACUAGUGUGAAGUGUGUAGAACUAGUAACCUAGAAAGCAUCGAGUCUUCCUUCUCUGAUCUAUUAAGUCUCACAAAGUCCAGGAGGAUGAGUGGAGAAAAUAUAUCUGGGUUUGCAAUGAAUGUAAGCUCAGAUUGUAGAAUUUCUGGUAACUUGGAGGGGGAAAAGCAUUUUCCGUAGAGCUCCAUGUAACAGGAAUGCUCUGUGAAAUGUUCAUCAGUGUUUUGUACAAAAGUGUUGCUGCUAAACGAAGUUCACACGUGGAAACUUAGAAUGUGCUUGAGCGCAGUCACGGCUCCGUGUCUGGUAUUGAAACGCCUGUUACAGCAUUUCCCAAACCGUUUUGACCCCAGGACCUUUUUCCCCUUUGGGACACCUAUGGACCUCUCACUAGUAUCCCAUGAAAAACAUUUUGGGAAACAGCAUUAUGUAGUUCUUUAAGGAGACAAAACAGUAAGGAACAGAUGGCACUGAAGCAGACUUUGUAUGCAUUUUGUACCAUAGAAUGUUGAAUUGAUGGAUGUAUACUUCCUCCUCUGGAGAGAACGAGCACAGAAAACUGUAAUAUAAGUGGUUAGAGCUCUUUCCUUUGAUGGAAAGAUCAGCAAUCAAUGAUCCUGGCUUUUUCACUGAAAGGAGCAGAAUUAAUACAAGGAUUAAUUGGGGCAGGUAAUUAAGGUUUUAAUUCAGAUCUAGAAGAAAACUUUGCACAAUUGAAUGCAGGUAUUUAUUCACAAAUAGUUCUAGUGUUUAGAAGUGACAGGACCUAUCAUUGAGGUUUAUAAGACUUACUGUGGGAUAUAAAUCUGUUUUUUAAAACACUUUUUAGGAAUCUGAAACUUGCCAUCUGGCAUUUUAGUUUAAUACAAACUAAUGAUAGCAUUUGAAAGAGAUUCUUUAUUACUGAACAUCGAAGCUCUGAAAUGUCUUGAAAGGUGUUAAACUAUUUGCCUGUUGUACAAAGAAAUGUUAGAUUGUUGUAAAAAGAAUUGCUAUAAAGAACUGUAAAAUAACACUACAUUAUCUGGUGUUGAAACUUACCUGGAAAUGUUGAUUGAUUUUUAUGCCUGUCAAUGUAUUGUAAGAAGCACAGAAUUGUAGUUUUGUUUUAAUAAACCCCAAAAUGAACAUA